Cadophora gregata is the source of this 504-nucleotide messenger RNA. RefSeq lists its product as uncharacterized. The transcript has 2 exons. Bases 1 to 504 code for a protein of 167 amino acids. The record is from RefSeq and is a predicted model, not a curated record. Lineage: Eukaryota; Fungi; Ascomycota; Leotiomycetes; Helotiales; Ploettnerulaceae.
AUGAGAUUACCUGUUGCCGCUGAUGGUUGGGGCUGUCAUCUGUAUAAAGAUUCGAAGCGAUCUCAUCGGAGCAAAUUGAUGAUAUCUGUCGCAAGUCCAAGGAAGUCUGGGAUAAACAAGCAGCAGCUCGAACGAAGAAAGAAUCAGACAAACAGCUCAAGCGACCACUUCAUAAGCCCGUCGUGGUAUCACGAGGCUCGAGAAACACCGACUCCACUAGGAGUCGUCGACACUCGGGUGAACGAGACAGAGGAGAAGGUUCGGGGUCCGGGUCAGGACGAAGACGGUCAGACGAGCGAAGCUAUGAUAGCUAUGAUCGACGCGACAACAGAAGGUGAAUCAGAGGCGAAGGAAGAACGUUCGGUUCGUGGAAAUGAUACAAUGGAGUUCAAUGCUGAGUCUGAUCUUCUGUGUGGUUUAAAUCUGUACAUGACUGUUGAUUCUUGCAACAGAGAUGGAGUAGCAGCUACUAUGAGGAAGGAGAGGACAAUGAGGACGACGUAG